Lactuca virosa is the source of this 764-nucleotide messenger RNA. NCBI's taxonomy places the organism in Eukaryota, Viridiplantae, Streptophyta, Magnoliopsida, Asterales, Asteraceae. The record is from the annotation of a GenBank genome assembly.
AUGUGGAACACCCUAAAAGAGAGAUAUUUGUUAGAGAGCAACGAAAAAGCAGCUCUUGAAAGUGAAAUGGAGACGCUACAAAGAAAUUUAACUCGAGUAACAAAUGAAAAGGUGGUUGCUCUUAUGGAAUUGGCACAAUUGAAGCAGGAAUACCAUCUACUACAAGAGAAACUCAAUGAGGAUAAGCUUGUAAUUGAUAAAGAAGAGAAAAACAUGAUUCAUGAUAAAGAUGGAAGAUUAAAAAGUUUGUUAAAAAAGACAUACUUUAGCGAGUGCUUUUAUCCUCAACAAGAUUAUGCACAAAAUAUCAGCAAGAACAGUUCUAGUGCUACCACGGAUUUUGCAAAAAUGAAGGUUGAAUAUAUAUCACACAUGGAGAGCUUGAAAAGCAUGGAACAUUUAGCUAGUACAGUUCGUAGACUUCGUUUGUCACUCAUUAAGGUUAAAGAAUCUGUUUCAGUAUCAAAUACAGUUUCAGACAUUAUUGAAAAUGUUGAGACAGAGGCAAAGCUUUUAAAGACGGCUUGUGUUCCUGUAAGUUGGUCAGAUGAGUUGGAUACAAGUGAGGGGAAAGUUGAUGUCGUGUCAGCAGCUGGUUUUGAGAUGGUGGAGUUGCUUAUUUUAGCCACACAACUAUUAAAAAGCUCGAUGUCUUGAAACGGACAGAUAGAUAGAUAGAUAAUAAAUUGGUUUGUGGUUUGAUGGUGAAUAGUUUGUAUAGACAUAUCCUUUGGUCCAUGUUUAUAUUUUUUUUGUGUGCUAAU